AUGUCUGCAGCUCCUCCAACCCUUGGAAAGCUCGCCACUAUUCCAGAGAGUGAACACAGCGGGCCCCCGCAAGUCAUCUCUGUCGGACUGUGGCGGAUGGGCACUGCAUCUAUGGCCGCUGCGUACGAUAUCCUAGGCCUACGACCUCAUCACGCUUUAGACAUGGUCGAUCAACCAGAGCAGUGGAAGCUCUUUGAAGCUGCCGCAGACGGAAGUUUUCCUGAUCCGCGCACUGGCAAACUCAAACGGCCACCGUUUUCCCGCCAGGAAUGGGACCAGAUCUAUGGAAAAUACGGCGCUAUCACGGAGCUUGGAUCGGCCUUUGCAGAGCAGCUUAUCGCGGCGUACCCAGAGGCAAAAGUUGUCAUCUGUCGCCGUGACUAUGAUAAGUGGUGGCCCAGCUUUCGCGAGGGUAUUGUUCUGCCACUUUACAGCGCCAAACUCCGCUUCGUCAUCUACACGAUCUCUUUCGUGCUGGGCCGACGCGGCGGACAUGCCAUGAUAAAGACAACGGAAGGCUUUUUCCGUUCUUAUUCUGUACAAGACUUUGACGCAAACACAGAAGCUGUGUAUGACGUGUACUUCAAGAGGAUUGACGAGUUGCUCCCUCCAGAGCGCAAGUUGGUCUAUCAGCUGGGUCAGGGAUGGGAGCCUUUGUGCGAGUUUCUGGACAAGCCUGUGCCGGGAGUGGAGUUUCCGCGCAUUAAUGAGGCAAAGGCGCUUAAGGAGCACCAAAGGGCGGCGAUGGAGCGGUGGUUGACUGCGAGCUGGAAGGCUGUUAAGCCAUGGCUGAUUGGAGCGCUUGGCCUUAGUAUCGCUGUUGUCGUGGCUAGAAAGAAAUUGUGA
Molecule: messenger RNA, 846 nt
Organism: Fusarium proliferatum ET1
Lineage: Eukaryota; Fungi; Ascomycota; Sordariomycetes; Hypocreales; Nectriaceae
Exons: 1
Coding region: 1-846 (281 amino acids)
Source: RefSeq, a predicted model, not a curated record